AUGUCCUCGAUAGUAACUACUGUGUUUAAUUCAUCCAUUGGGUGGCUUGUGAAUAAAGGAAGAAAUAUAGUAGCAGAAAAGCUGAAAGAAGGCGAUGUUACAGAUCAAAAGAUCCGUGAUUUGAUCGUGGGUGACGUAGAAGAUAUCAAGUCAAAGUUGGACGGCUUAUCAAUACAAGACCUAUUAGCUGCUGUAGACUUCUUUGAAACAGGAAUAAGGUAUCUUUUUGAAGCUUUACAUGUAAAACCCAUUGGUCAAGUUAGUGAUGCAACCGCAGAAACCAAAGUAAAAAUCGCAGCAGAGAAUAUCGAUGAACUUAGUUUAGCAAAUACAGUGAAGGCAAAAGUUUCCGUCGCUGCAGAAAUGCGGGAAAAGAGUGAAAAUAUCGAUUUCGAUGAAACAACAAAACUCACUUUUUUCGAGGCUGAAAAGAGAUUCCAACUGGCUCGUGAAAUGGCAACAAAAGCUUUUAACAACGAAGCUCUCAAGAUCUUUGACCGCAUCACAGCCAUUCGAUACCGGAUUAUGGCGACGAUGUUAGGGUCAGUUGCAAAAACAGCGGGAACCAUAGGCGACUUGUCGUCUUCUUCUGCAAAGAUUGCAUUGGAGAAUGCAUUACCAGAGUGUUAUCAGUGCCUUCAGAAACUCCACUCUGUUCGUGUUGUUCAGAGCUGUUUCGAAGUGCAAAUGACUAAGAAAGGUGUCCUUAACCUCAGGGGUCUGUUUGGUACAGAUGAGCGGAGGGAGAUAAUUUCCAGUGUUUGUCAAGUAAAUCGCGCCAUUUACAAUGUGACCCAAGAAGUGGGUAAGGAAGCACAUGCCUGGGUCUGGCCAUGUGUUUGUAUCGAUAAAGAUAAAGUUGACCUUCUGCGCGAUGGAAGAGUAUUACAAGUCAUGCGCGACCUCAACAUGGAGCACUGCUCUGUACCCUGGUCAUUUACACUUAGUCAAGAGGGUGAAGAAGAGCACAAGCUUACGUUUCCAAGUGCCAUUGCUACGAACAGUCAUGGGUAUUUUCUGAUAGUGGACGGUACGGAUAACGAUGUGAAGGUGUUUGAUGGCAACGGAAAGUGUGAUUUUAAAUUUAACGCCCCGCAUGAUGACGUCUAUAUAAAGAUUGUUGAUGUCGAAGUAGAUGUGGACGACCAAAUUUAUUUACUG
This is a messenger RNA of Porites lobata, 1161 nucleotides long. Lineage: Eukaryota; Metazoa; Cnidaria; Anthozoa; Scleractinia; Poritidae. The record is from the annotation of a GenBank genome assembly.